UUUCAUAAACACAUCAAACUACUGACGAUACCUUAGUGUCAUUAAUUUGAUGAAGAACCCUUAUCUCACAAUAGCCCUUUUGGGCAUCCUAACAGUGUUCUUCUCUAAACCUUCUUAUCAAGCUUCUUAUAGUUCUUCUCCUCCACCACCCAUUCCAAGCCCUAGACUUUUAAAGGCUUAUAUAGCUCUUCAAGCUUGGAAGCAUGCAAUCACUUCUGAUCCUAAAAACUUUACCUCAAAUUGGUAUGGUCCUGACGUCUGCAGCUACACAGGAGUCUAUUGCGCACCUGCCCUAGAUGACCCUCACACCAUAACAGUUGCAGGUAUUGACCUAAACCAUGCCAACAUAGCAGGUUCUUUACCUGAAGAUCUCGGCCUCCUUACUGAUCUAGCUCUCUUCCACCUGAAUUCUAACCGCUUCUGUGGCACUAUUCCCGAUAGUUUUCGCCAUCUUCGCCUUCUAUAUGAGUUUGACAUUAGUAACAACCAAUUUAGUGGUGAACUUCCUCCUGUUCUUCUUUGUCUAACUUCACUCAAAUUUCUUGAUGUGAGAUAUAAUGAGUUCUAUGGAAAUGUCCCUUCUAAACUAUUCGAUUUGAAACUUGAUGCUCUUUUCAUCAACAACAACAAAUUUAAGUCAUCUUUGCCCGAAAACUUUGGGAAUUCUCCAGUUUCAGUCAUUGUAUUGGCUAACAAUGACAUUAGUGGUUGCAUACCUUCAAGUUUGACUAAAAUGGGAAGAACCCUUAAACAAAUAAUUCUGACGAAUAUGGGAUUAAAUGGUUGUAUUCAAUCUGAUAUUGGACUGUUGAAUCAAGUUACAGUUUUUGAUGUCAGCUUUAACAAGCUUGUGGGUUCAUUGCCCGAUUCUAUGGGUGAAAUGAAAAGCUUGGAGCAGCUAAAUGUGGCACAUAACAAACUUUCUGGCAAUAUUCCUGAGAGCAUAUGUUUAUUGCCAAGGCUGGAGAAUUUCACAUACUCUGACAAUUAUUUCUGUGGUGAGCCACCAGUUUGCCUGAAGCUUCAAGCUAAAGAUGAUAGAAGAAACUGCAUACCCCAUAGGCCUUUGCAGCGAUCACCUGAAGAAUGCAAGGCUUUUUAUGCUUAUCCUGUUAAUUGUAAUGCAUUUGGAUGCUCAAGAAGUCCACCACCUCCUCCACCACCGCCUCCUCCUCCUCCUCCUCCUCCACCACCACCACCUCCGCCGCCGCCGCCCCCACCGGUGCAUCAUUAUUAUCAGUACCCUUGACCAGAGUGUGCAGAGACUUUAUAUUAAUAAACACAUACUCAUUUCUGUCUUUUGUGGUCAUUUUCGCAGGGUGAAAAGAAGAAGAGCGGGGGAAUUUAGUGUUGGGGGAUAUGUGAACAUAUUUAUUGAUUUGUCUAUUAAUUAUCUUAAACUCGUUUUGCUUAAAAAUGAAAAUUGUCUGACUUUUAGUUA
Molecule: messenger RNA, 1441 nt
Organism: Ricinus communis (castor bean)
Lineage: Eukaryota; Viridiplantae; Streptophyta; Magnoliopsida; Malpighiales; Euphorbiaceae
Product: leucine-rich repeat extensin-like protein 6
Exons: 1
Coding region: 50-1249 (399 amino acids)
Molecular function (GO): protein binding
Source: RefSeq, a predicted model, not a curated record